CGGUCAGAUCCUCCGCUUCCAGCCCCACGCCCAGCGUCAAGGCUCCCCUACUGGGACGGUGCACUCUCGACUCCAAAAUCAGUCGCUGCCUCCCGGGGACUUCUCGUCCCUCCAGCCGCGUGGCCGUGCCACCUCCGAGAACCAGUUGGGCCUCCUCCCGGGGUUAGUUCAGAUGGGUGGAGCAGCUCCUCGUGCUUGUGCCUUGACCAAGUGUCCCGGCUGGGACGCUGUUCUCCCCGCUCCAAUACCAGUCGCUGCCUCCCGGGGACUUCUCCUACCGGCUGCGUCCCACGCCGCCCGCGUGACCCGGCUGGUCCCCUUCCCGGGGUUAGUUCAGGGGGGUGGAGCAACUCUCCGUGUUUAUGCCGUACCUGCGUCCAGUCCAAAUCCCGGCGGGACGGUUUCCCAGCUCGGACGCUGCUCUUUCUGCUCCAAGACCAGUCACUGCCUCCCGGGGACUUCUCCUACCGGUUGCAUCCCACGCCGCCUGCGGAACUGGCUCGUCCCCCUCCCAGGGUUGCCGAGGAGCUCAAGUAGAAGAAAUAUGGAGUUUGGAGCCUGAGAAUUUUGAAAAAUUAAAGCCAGUUCAUGGGUUAAUUUUUCUUUUCAAGUGGCAGCCAGGAGAAGAACCAGCAGGCUCUGUGGUUCAGGACUCCAGACUUGACACGAUAUUUUUUGCCAAGCAGGUAAUUAAUAAUGCUUGUGCUACUCAAGCCAUAGUAAGUGUGUUAUUAAACUGCACCCAUCAAGAUGUCCACUUAGGAGAGACAUUAUCAGAGUUUAAAGAAUUUUCACAAAGUUUUGAUGCAGCUAUGAAAGGUUUGGCACUGAGCAAUUCAGAUGUGAUUCGACAAGUUCACAACAGUUUUGCCAGACAGCAAAUGUUUGAAUUUGAUGCAAAGACGUCAGCAAAAGAAGAAGAUGCUUUUCAUUUUGUCAGUUACGUUCCUGUUAAUGGAAGACUGUAUGAAUUAGAUGGAUUAAGAGAAGGACCAAUUGAUUUAGGGGCAUGCAAUCAAGAUGACUGGAUCAGCGCCGUGAGGCCAGUUAUAGAAAAAAGGAUACAAAAGUACAGUGAAGGUGAAAUUCGAUUUAACUUAAUGGCCAUUGUGUCUGACAGAAAAAUGAUAUAUGAACAGAAGAUAGCAGAAUUACAGAGACAGCUUGCCGAGGAGGAACCCAUGGAUACUGAUCAGGGUAAUAAUAUGUUAAGUGCUAUUCAGUCAGAGGUUGCCAAAAAUCAGAUGCUUAUUGAAGAAGAAGUACAAAAAUUAAAAAGAUAUAAGAAUAAUGAGUUGAUUCUCUGGCACUCUACAAAGAUUGAAAAUAUCAGAAGGAAGCAUAAUUAUCUGCCUUUCAUAAUGGAAUUGUUAAAGACUUUAGCCGAACACCAGCAGUUAAUACCACUAGUAGAAAAGUUUUCCAGAAUACUUAGUGUUAAAAACUCAGGUUAUCUUGUGGCACAGCUGUUUGAACACACCAACUGCCCUGCAGGAGAAAGAAGAGGUGGUCUGCUUCUGUAAAGAUGUACAGCUUUGGAAACCCUAUGGGGCAGUGCUACUCUGUCCUGUAGGGUCUCUGUGAGUUGGAAUCGACUCUACGGCAAUGGAUUUGGUUUUUUCGUUUUGGUUGUAUUAAAAUAAAGUUUAAAAUACUCUCCUUUCUUUAAGCAGAAAACAGAUUUAAUGUUAAUAAUUGAAAUAACAGAUAUUUUCCUUUUUUAAUUCAGCAAAAAUAUGAAUUAAAAAUCAUAAAAUGUAGAAUUAGAACGGACAUUAAGGGGGAAAAAAGAAAAACACAAAAAACAGGCUGCGUUAAGAAAUAGAUUUUCUUGUUCCUGGUCUAGGAUCCCUUCCACUGAGGGAAAAAUCUAACUUCUAAGAUCUUUUUUUCUUCAACAGAUGGAACUUAAUAAAAGAUUUGUUGAAUAAAUGAAAUGCAGUUAAAUUGUUUUUAAGUUUACACUAUAAAUCAAUGUUUCUGAAAGUGACCAUCCCUGGAUACUCUUUAAAAUGCAUGCUGCCUGGCCCCAUCCCAGAGAUUCUGAUAUAGGGGGGAAGAAUCUUUAAUAAAUCCCCCCAAGUGAUUCUAAUGCAACUGGUUUGUGUACUGUAUUUUGAGAAGCACUUUGAGCAGACACUGCAUCACUUUGAUAAAAGACCGUAAUACAUGGUAGGUAUAUUUUUCUUACUAAUUUUAAAGUUUACAAAGCAAAGAUACAUUUCAACCCAGCUGUUUGAUAUUAUCUUAAAUUCAAAAAAACUGAUGUGAGUUAAUGCGAUUUUUGUACGUAUCUUACUACCUAGUUCCUAAAAUAGGUGUGACCUGACUUUUAGCAUUAAAGGCAAAAACUAUUGCAUAAGACUACUCAAUGUUUUCUUUGCCACAUAGGUUUUUCUAUUCGUGUAUCUCAGGAUAUUAAAUUUUCAGGAAGUCCAAGAUGAGAAACCAAUAUUUAAAGUUUAGAUGAGUAAUUACUCUCCUGUGGUUCUUGAAAUGCUUGGUUAGCAGAGUACCUAGACAUGGUGUUCUUUGUAUGAAACACUGUGAAACAUUUCUCUAUUGAAAAUAUUAAACAAAAAAUAACAAUAUAGAGUGUUGCACUAGAUCAUAUGACAUGUUGUACCAGCUUUUAGGUAUAAAUAAAUGUUAUUAGCGAGCAGACAGAUGUUCUUAGGGGAAUUUUAAUGUAUAAAUUUUGCUUUAAAAUUGGUCUGUGAAUAUUAUUUUUUUGUGCCAGUUAGGAAAAGAAAUAACUCAUUUGAUUUUAAUGACAGAACAUCCCGAGAUUUUUGUGAGAACAUAGCAACAGCUUUUCAGUUUUGUAUUAGAAUCAUAUUUGCUUAGUUCACAUUAUUUGGACACAAGGUGGCAGUAUGUGAAUACCUGGUUGUAGUGGAACACGAACUCAGCGUGCUCUUGUUUGCAUUUGUUUUAUUGAGAGGGGUAGUUAGUGAACUUCUAGCCCUGGUGGCGUAGUGGCUGAGAGUUCGGCUGCUAACCAAAAGGCUGGCAGUUUGAAUCCACCAGCCACCCCUUAGAAACCCUGUGGGCAGUUCUACUCUGUCCUGCAGGGCUGCUGUGAGUCAGUCAGCUUGACAGCUACAGGUUUUAGCUUUUGUCUAUUUCUCUAUAUUAUUCAUUAAUUAAUAAUAUUACAUAAACAGUAUUGAGAUACAUUUAUUUUGUGCGUAUAUGCAAUAUCUCUUAUCCUGGGAGGAGGAAGUGAGGGAGGGGCUUUGGUGCAUACAGAACAGGUAAUUUCUCCUCCAUGUCAGUAACUAGUUGCCAUUGAGUAGAUGCUGACUCAUGUUGACCCCAUGUGUGUCAGAGUAGAACUGUGCUCCACAGGGUUUUUAGUGAUUAAUUUUUCAGAAGUAGAUUGCCAGGCUUUUCUCCUGAGGUGCCUCUGGGCAGACUUGAACCUCCAGCCUUUUGGUUAGCAGCCCAGUGUGUUAACUGUUUAUACUACACAGGUACAUGAAUAGCUUUGAGUUGUUUUUAGUUGCUCUUGAGUUGAUUCUGACUCAUGGCAACCCCAUGUGAACAAAGUGGAACUGCUGCAUAGGGUUUUCAAGGCUAUGACCUUUUUAUUUUAUAAGUAGACUGCCUGGCCUUACUUUCGAGGAGCUCUGGGUGGGUUUGAACCAUAAAUCUUUAGUAGUAGUCCAGCACUUAACCAUUUGUAACACCGAGGGACUAAAUAGCCUUGUUAGGUGCCACUGAGUUGGUUCUGAAUGUAGCGACCCUGUGUACAACAGAAUGAAACACUGCCUGAUCCUGCGUUAUCCUCACAAUAGUUGUGAUGGUUGAGCCCUUUCGCCACUUAAAAUUUCAUAUCCACAGCAUUUUAAAUCUGUGGUUGGAAUUAAAUGUUUAAUUACAAAUCAGCACAAGUAUAUUUUUAUUCAUAUUAUUUUUAAAAAAGUACCAUUGUGUCAUAUAUAUCAUUUUCAGCUCUUAAAUGCGAUGUUAAAAUGUAAAGCAGAUUGAAAAAUUGCUAGAAUAUAUAUAAAUAUUUAAGAUUGGAUUUUAUAGUUAUAUAUAAGAUGAAUUUAAUAAUAGUUAUUUAAUAGUAAUACUUCUAAGAAAAAUUCAGAAAUGGAUUAUUAGAAUCCUUUCUAAUUUUAAGGGAUAGUAGGAUAAGGAAACAAUGUGUGGAAAGAGUUUCUUGUUGUUAGGUGUUGUGGAGUUGAUUCCGACUCAUAGUGACCCUAUGAACAACAGAACAGAACAGAACACUGCCUGGUCCUGCGCCAUCCUCACAGUUGUUGUUACGCUUGAGCCCAUUGUUGGAGCUACUGUGUCAAUCCAUCUCAUUGAAGGUCUUCCUCUUUUUCCCUGACCCUCUACAUUACCAAGCAUGAUGUCCUUCUCCAGGGAGUAGUCCCUUCUUGAUAACGUCCAAAGUAUGUGAGAUAAAGUCUCACUGUCCUCGCUUCUGAGGAACAUUAUGGCUGUACCUUUUCCAAGACAGGUUUGUUUCUUCUUCUGGGAGUCCAUGCUAUUUUCAGUAUUCUUCACCAAUACCGUAAUUCAAAUGCAUCGAUCCUUCUUCGAUCUUUGUUCAUUGUCCAUUUUUUGCAAGCAUAUAAGGCAACUGAAAAUACCGUGGCUUGGCUCAGGUGCACCUUAGUCCUCAAAGUGACAUUUUUGCUUUUGUAACACUUUAAAGAAGUCUUUUGCAGCAGAUUUACCCAAUGCAAUACCUUGUUUGAUUUCUUGACCACUGCUUCCAUGGGUGUUGAUCGUGAUUCUAAGUAAAGUGAAAUCCUUGACAACUUCAUUAUUUCCUCUGUUUAUCAUGAUUUUGCUUAUUGGUCCAGUAGUGAAGAUUUUUUUUUUUUUUUUAUGUUGAGGUGUAAUCCAUACUAGGAAACCCUGGUGGUGUAGUGGUUAAGAGUUUGGCUGCUAACCAAAAGAUCAGCAGUUCGAAUCCACCAGGCGCUCAUUGGAAAUCCUGUGGGGCAGUUCUACUAUGUCCUAUGAAUCAGUUUGACAGCAAUGGUUUGGUUUUUGAUUUGGUUUAAUCCGUACUGAAGGCCAUAGCCUUUGAUCUUCAUCAGUGAGUGCUUCAAGUCCUUUUCACCUUCAGCAAAUAAGGUUGUGUCGUCUGCAUAUCACAGGUUGUUAAUGAGUCUUCUUCCAAUCCUGAUUCUGUAUUCUUCUUCAUGUAGUCCAGCUUCUCAGGUUAUUUGCUUAGCAUACAGAUUGAGUAAGUAUGGUGAAAAGAUACAACCCUAAUGUAUAACUGUUCUGAUUUUUAAACUGUGCAGUAUUCCCUUGUUCUGUUUGAAUGACUGCCUCUUAGUCUAUAUACAAGUUCUAUGUCAAGGAUUUCAUUUUACUUCAUCCACAAUCAACACCUGUGGAAGCAGCGGUCAAGAAAUCAAAUGACACAUUGCAUUGGGCAAAUCUGCUGCAAAAGACCUCUUUAAAGUGUUAAAAAAGCAAAGAUGUCAGUUUAAGGACUAAGGUGCUCCUGAACCAAGCCAUGGUAUUUUCAGAUGCCUCAUACGCAUGUGAAAGCUGGACAGUGAAUAAGGAAGACAAGAAGAAUUGAAGCCUUUGAAUUGUGGUGUUGGUGAAGAGUAUUGCAUAUACCAUGGACUUCCAUAAGAGCAAACAAAUCUGUUCGGAAGAAGUACAGCCAGAAGGCCCCUUACAAGUAAGAGUAUCAAGACUUGGGACAUGUUUUCAGGAGGGACCAGUACCUGGAGAAGGACACCAUGCUUGGUAAAGUAGAGGGUCAGUGAAGAAGAGGAAGGCCGUCCACAAGAUGGAUUGACACAGUGGCUGUAACAACGGGCUCCAGCAUAACAACAGUUGUGAGGAUGGUGCAGGACUGGGCAGUGUUUUCUUCUGUUGUACAUAGGGUUGCUAUGAUUCGGAACCAACUGGAUGGCACCUAGCAACAACAACGUGGGUACUCUCUGCCUUGUAUGUCAUUUAAUUAUAUUGUGUUGUCAAGCUUACAUCAUACUCCAGUAAUUAUAUUCUUGUUUAAUUUUACUAAACAUUCUGUUACGUGUAUCUUGAGAUCAGUAAGGAAAGAAGUACAUACUUUCAAUUAUGUCUGAAAUCAAAUUGUAUUUUUAUUAUUUAAAAACAGAAAAGUUCUUUGUUUAGCAUUAAUCUGUGCGGAACUAUAGACAUCAAAUUACAAAUUAUGUUUGCAGGCAGUUAAUUUUAUUAUUUUGUUAUAUGACACAUAAAACAUUUGUGCUUAGUAUAUUAACUCUACGGCACACACUCAGCCUUGUCUUACUAUCGUAUGGUAAUUGUAUUACCUGAUACGUUAUAAAAAAUAUUGUAAUUUUUCUAUUUAUUCUGUAUCUUAUUGAAAGAAAAAAAAACUUUUAUUGUAUAAUAUCAGGAGUCUAACUUACUGGUUUCUCUCCAAGUAGCAUAAUGGAAAGAACAUUGUAUUCUAGUACUCUAAAAUCUUGCUUCUCAAAGUAUGGUCCAAGGACAAGCAGAAUUGUCAUCACCUGGGAGUUUGAUAGAAAUUCAGAAUAGUAGGCAUUUUACUGAAUCAGCCUGCAUUUGAACAGGAGUCCCAGAUUAUUGUUACGUACAUUGAAAAGCACUGCUGUAGAACAUGUAUUUUUUGACCUCUGAUUGAAGUUUUACUGUUUACUAGGUGUGUGACUUCGAUUGAGCUCGAUAACAUCUGUGAGGUUUGGCUUCUUCAUCUGGAAAAGAAUAAAAAAAUAAUUGCUGCAUUAAAUCUUAUACAGUUUUUUAUGAGGAUCAAAUGAAAUAAUAUGUAAAAACAUUUUUUCACUACAAGUAAGGUCAGCACAGUAAUUAAAACAUCGUGUGCCACCAGGUCUCCUAAAAUAUCCUGGACUGGUAUAAUAACAGGCAUAUACUGUAUUUUCAUGCAAAUAACUGUGUCAAAAUUAACAUAGCUCACUUACAAAAAUACCUCACUGGGGGAGGGUGCUGUUGGCAAACAGACACAGAAGGCGUGUGUUAUUUGUAUAAAAAUACAGCAGACCAAUGGAGUAGAACGGAGAGUCCAGAAAUAAAUCCACACAUCUAUGGUCAACUGAUUUUUGACAGUGGUGCUAAAUCCAU
Molecule: messenger RNA, 7083 nt
Organism: Loxodonta africana (African savanna elephant)
Lineage: Eukaryota; Metazoa; Chordata; Mammalia; Proboscidea; Elephantidae
Gene: UCHL5
Product: ubiquitin C-terminal hydrolase L5
Exons: 12
Coding region: 363-1523 (386 amino acids)
Biological process (GO): protein deubiquitination; ubiquitin-dependent protein catabolic process
Cellular component (GO): cytoplasm; Ino80 complex
Molecular function (GO): proteasome binding; cysteine-type deubiquitinase activity
Source: RefSeq, a predicted model, not a curated record